AUGCCACCCCUCUCAGGAGUCACCAACAACAGGCAUAACUCGCACGUCACUAUUCACUCAGCCGCGCACUCCCUCCCGCUAGACCUCUCACGCCAAGUCCCCCGCGACUACUACAACAACAACAAUAACAACGAUCCAAACCGGAACAACAACCACCCCAGCAGCGGCGCCAUCGCCGGGAUCGUGAUCAGCGGUGGGUCGCCGGAGGCCGAGACCGAUGUACUACGAGCAGGAGGCGAGGUACGGAGGGAGGAGGAGGUCCCGCUCGCGCUCGCGUGCGCGACGGUCAUGCUAUCGCUCCCGGCCGAGCUCGUAUUCUCGCUGCGAUCGGACGGUGUUCGUCGAGGAUGUGGCGCGGCCGGCGCCGGUUGA
This is a messenger RNA of Anthostomella pinea, 372 nucleotides long. Lineage: Eukaryota; Fungi; Ascomycota; Sordariomycetes; Xylariales; Xylariaceae. The record is from the annotation of a GenBank genome assembly.